Betta splendens (Siamese fighting fish) is the source of this 1773-nucleotide messenger RNA. It is a transcript of the gene nkx6-1, whose product is annotated as NK6 homeobox 1. Gene Ontology annotation, molecular function: RNA polymerase II cis-regulatory region sequence-specific DNA binding; DNA-binding transcription factor activity, RNA polymerase II-specific. Bases 331 to 1308 code for a protein of 325 amino acids. NCBI's taxonomy places the organism in Eukaryota, Metazoa, Chordata, Actinopteri, Anabantiformes, Osphronemidae. The record is from RefSeq and is a predicted model, not a curated record. Gene Ontology annotation, biological process: cell differentiation; regulation of transcription by RNA polymerase II. The transcript has 3 exons. Gene Ontology annotation, cellular component: nucleus.
AUCAGCAGCUCCGCCCAAAUGGACACAGCCGCGUCACGGUCCUGCUAGCCAAUCCGGACGGAGCCCCCAUGUCCCCCUCUCAAAGUUUGGACUUGGACCUACUAGGCGGCCGGACCAGAUGAUCCGGUUCAUUAUCUCCCAACUUCUUGAAGUCAGCGGAAAACCGCGUGGUGGUCCUGGUUCUGAAGGAGACCUGGAUCCUGUCUGGACCGCUCUGGGCUGAGAUGGGAUUCGGAUGUGCGUCCGGAGCAGAGCGCCCUGAGCUUUAGUUGUGCUGCGGACCGAGCCCCCAGAGAGCGGCUGCCGAGCCCCGGAGCCCGCACAGAGGUGAUGUUAGCGGUGGGCCCGAUGGACGGGUCCAGACAGAGCGCCUUCCUCCUCAGCACGCCGCCGCUGGCCGCUCUGCACAGCAUGACCGAGAUGAAGACCCCGCUGUACCCGGCCUACCCGCUCUCCUCCGGCGGCCCCGCCUCCUCCACCUCCCCGACCACCACCUCUCCCAACCCGGGGGGCAUGGCGGUGUCCUCCCCGGGCAUCAAGAGUGCCACGGGGCUGUCGUCGGGGCUGGGCUCCCCGCAGCAGUGCUCCUCCGCCACCCCGCACGGGAUUAACGACAUCCUCAACCGGCCGUCCGCGUCCUGCGCGGGCGCCACGGCAGCCGUGUCCGCCGCCGCGUCCUCCUCGGCGGGGCUCCUGUCUGGGCUGCCCCGCUUCAGCAGCCUCAGCCCCCCGCCGCCUCCCGGACUUUACUUCAGCCCCAGCGCCGCGGCCGUGGCCGUGGCCCGGUACCCGAAGCCUCUGGCGGAGCUGCCGGGCCGGACGCCCAUCUUUUGGCCGGGAGUGAUGCAGAGCCCGCACUGGAGGGACGCCAGGUUCGCGUGUUCGCCCCAUCAGAACUCCGUGCUGCUGGACAAGGACGGGAAGAGAAAACACACGCGGCCCACGUUCUCUGGGCAGCAGAUUUUUGCGCUGGAAAAGACUUUUGAACAGACCAAGUACCUGGCGGGUCCGGAGCGCGCGCGCCUGGCCUACUCCCUGGGCAUGACGGAGAGCCAGGUCAAGGUGUGGUUCCAGAACAGAAGAACCAAGUGGAGGAAGAAACACGCCGCGGAGAUGGCAUCUGCCAAGAAGAAGCAGGACUCGGAGACGGAGCGACUGAAAGGAACCUCCGACAACGAAGACGACGACGACGACUACAACAAACCUCUGGACCCGAACUCGGACGACGAGAAGAUCACGCAGCUGCUGAAGAAACACAAACCGGGCUCGGCGCUGCUCCUGCACACGUCGGAGAACGACAGCUCGUAACUGACUCUGGUUCUGUGGGCCGCGAGAGCGAACUCAGGCGAACUCUGGCGGCAGAACACGCGUCGCUCCACUUCUUUUCCCAACAGAUGUUUUUGUUCCUUGUUUAUUUUUUGCACGGUGAUGGAGCAGACGAAAGGACCCCCUCACGGCCUGAACCGAACAAAUCCCGACCCACACGGUACUUGUGUGUAAAUAGAAGCGUAGAGGGGUCUGCUGUGAAUAACGUAUGUGUUUUUGUACAGACGCUCGGAUCAGCUGUUUUUUUAAUCAAACACACAUCGUGAAAAUCAACAUCUGCUCCCGCUGCGGGGCCGUGAAGGACACGCACACGCGCACACAUCUGUAUUAACCUGCAGAAAUCUCUGCUCACACACAUUUUUAUUUAUGUCUGAAGUUGUGAGUGAAGCCUGCGGCAGCUUCAUGUGAUGCACUUUUAUUUAAUAAAACGUUUGCUUGUUGUUUUCA